AUGUCUGGUCUUCAGCCUGUUGCAAGCCUUAAGGGCAAAAGUGUCACGAGCGCCGCGCAGUUCACGCGCGCCGACAUCGACGCGCUGAUUCAGCUCGCCGGCGCCAUGCAGCGCAGGGUCGACAGCGGCGAGGUGCUGAGCCUUUUACAAGGCCGCAUCAUGACGCCGCUCUUCUUCGAGGACUCCUCCCGCACGUUCAGCUCUUUCUGCGCCGCCAUGCUGCGGCUCGGCGGCAGCGUGGUGAACUUCAAGGUGGAGACGUCGUCCGUCAGCAAGGGCGAGACGCUCGCCGACACGGUGCGGACGCUCGACGCGUACAGCGACGUGCUGGUGAUGCGGCACCCACGGCAGGAGGCGAUCGACGAGGCGCUGGCGGCCGCAACGCACCCCGUCAUGAACGCCGGCAACGGCGCCGGUGAGCACCCGACGCAGGCGCUGCUCGACACGCUCACGAUCCACGCGGAGCUCGGCCGCGUCGACGGCAUCACCAUCGCACUCAUCGGCGACCUCAAGAUGGGCCGGACGGUGCACUCGCUGCUGAAGCUGCUCGUGCGCAACUUCGCCAUCAACACGGUCUUCCUCGUCGCCCCCGACGCGCUGCAGAUGCCGCAGGACGUGCUGGACUCGCUGCAGCACGAGAUCGCCGCGAAGGGCGUGCGGCUCCACCGUGUCGCGGCGCUCACGGAGGAGGUGAUGCGGCAGAGCGACGUGCUGUACGCCACACGCCUGCAGAAGGAGCGCUUCGUCGCGUCGGCGAACAGCACCGACGCGGCGGCGCUGGAGUCGUUCGAGGCGGCCAAGGCGGACAUCACCAUCAACGCCGCUCGGAUGCGGAUGGCGAAGGAGAAGAUGAUCGUGAUGCACCCGCUGCCGCGCAACGACGAGCUCAGCACAGAUCUCGACGCCGACCCGCGCGCCGCCUACUUUAGGCAGAUGCGCUACGGGCUGUUUAUGCGCAUGGCCAUCCUCUGGAGCGUUCUGGCGUGA
This is a messenger RNA of Trypanosoma grayi, 987 nucleotides long. RefSeq names its product aspartate carbamoyltransferase. Bases 1 to 987 code for a protein of 328 amino acids. The record is from RefSeq and is a predicted model, not a curated record. Gene Ontology annotation, biological process: amino acid metabolic process; 'de novo' pyrimidine nucleobase biosynthetic process. Lineage: Eukaryota; Euglenozoa; Kinetoplastea; Trypanosomatida; Trypanosomatidae. The transcript has a single exon. Gene Ontology annotation, molecular function: aspartate carbamoyltransferase activity; amino acid binding.